AUGGCGUCUCAGUCAAAUAUCGGUUCUUCCAAGACCGUUGACGUGGUAGUCAUCGGCGCCGGACUCAGCGGGCUACGGGCAGCGUUGGGUGUGCAAGCAGCCGGACUCUCUUAUGCAGUAGUAGAAGCUAUUGAUCGUGUAGGAGGUAAGACACUGACCGUGCCGUCCAAGAAAAGCGGCCCCGGUGUCAACGAUGUCGGCGCCGCCUGGAUCAAUGACACCACGCAAAGCGAGAUUUAUAAACUUGUCCAGAAGUAUGGACUGCAAGUGGAAACCCAGGAAAUCCCAGGCCAUGAUAUUUUCCAAAGCCCAGAGGGCUGUGUUUUGUUCAAGCAUGGUGAACUUCCGGUGAGCGAGGAAGACAAGGCAGCAUUGGCUCAAGUGUUGGCGCAUUUUAAUGACCUCGUUUCUGACGUCAACCUGGAAGACCCUGGCUCGGGUCCCAAUGCGAAGGAGCUGGACAGCGUCAGUCUGCAGGAAUACUGUAUCCAGACUUUCCAAUCCGAAUUGAUUGCGGGUCUGUUUGAUACCAUCAUCCAGUCUCUCAUUGGCGUGGAAGCCAAAGAUGUGAGUCUGUUGGCUUUCUUGAUCUCUCUGAAGGCUGGUACCGGAUUUGAGGCCGUGACCUCAGACGGCAAGAAUGGAGGCCAGCAGCUCCGCGUGCGACAGGGCAACCAAACCAUUUCCCAGAAUAUGGCGAAGGAACUAAAGCCAGGUUCCAUUCACCUCUCAAGUCCUGUAACCGAAAUCAAACAGGACCCAGCCACAGGAGCCUGCACAGUCCACACAUCUAACAACACAACCUUCCACGCAAAGAAAGUCAUCCUAUCCGUCGCAACUCCCCUCUACAAGAAGAUUACGUUCGAUCCACCCCUCCCUGAAUACAAACAACUUCUUGUAAAAGAAAACAAACUAGGUUACUACAGCAAAAUCAUCUUCGUCUUUGACAGACCCUUCUGGCGAGCCGCCGGCCUCACCGGCGCCAUCCAAUCGCAGACAGGACCCUUCACCUUCACCAUGGACAACAGCUUCCCAGAUGACGAACAGUGGUCCAUCGCCUGCUUUACUGUAGGGCGCCGUGGUCGUGAAUGGUCCCAGCUCUCGCAGGAGGAAAGACGUCAGACAGCAUGGGAGCAGCUCCGCUCCGCGCUUGAGAACACUGAUCUCCCAUCUGGAGAAAAGAUCAAGGUCCCGGAGCCCAUCAAUGUGCUCGAGUAUGAGUGGACUAAGCAGGACUUUUUCCUUGGUGGACCGGAGCCGGGUUCUCCCCCAGGUGUGAUUUCUCGGGUGGGUAAGGAUGCUGUGAGAAAGCCGUUUGGAAGUGUGCAUUUUGUGGGGACAGAGACUGCGUUGCAUUGGAAGGGGUAUAUGGAAGGUGCGGUAAGGUCGGGUGAUAGAGGUGCCAAGGAGGUUGUUGAGGCACUCACUAAAUAA
Molecule: messenger RNA, 1434 nt
Organism: Aspergillus oryzae RIB40
Lineage: Eukaryota; Fungi; Ascomycota; Eurotiomycetes; Eurotiales; Aspergillaceae
Product: flavin monoamine oxidase family protein
Exons: 3
Coding region: 1-1434 (477 amino acids)
Molecular function (GO): oxidoreductase activity
Source: RefSeq, a predicted model, not a curated record